AUGAAUAAAGAAGGUCCUGGGUUUUUAUAUAAAGUAUAUUCUAUUUUAGAGCACCAAGAUUAUGAUGAUAUUGUUAGUUGGAAUGACAAUGGAGAUAGAUUUGAUGUGAAAGAUAUCAAUAUAUUUCAGAAUUACAUAUUGCCUAAUUACUUUAAGCAUUCCAAUUACUCUUCGUUUGUUCGUCAGUUGAAUAUUUAUGAUUUUCAUAAGACAGAAAAGUAUUCAUUUAAACACAAAUUAUUCAGAAGAAAUUAGAAAGAACUGCUUCCCUAAAUUAAAAGAAAAGUUAAUGAUUAAAUUAUCGUACUGCCUAGCAUUGAAUAAAUUAAUCAACAAUUAUCUAUUUUGACUUUGAGAAAUCAAGAGUUAGAGUCUUUGUUCAAAUAUCUCAUUCAGCAAAGUGAUAAAUUAUAAAAAGAGAAUGCCUAUUUAUGGUAAGAAUUAUGUAAACUAAAAUAAAAAAACGAUCAUUAAUAAGAGACAAUGUUUGAUUGGCUCACCAACAACAUCACUGCAGAGUCUCUAUUCAGAAUUCUAGAAAAAAGUAUUACAAAAAAAGAUCUCAUUAAAUUGGUCUCUAGAGUCUUUGGACAGGAUCAAUAAAAUAAAAAAAUCAAAACAGACUAUAUUAUUUGA
Paramecium tetraurelia is the source of this 636-nucleotide messenger RNA. RefSeq lists its product as uncharacterized. Gene Ontology annotation, biological process: regulation of DNA-templated transcription. The record is from RefSeq and is a predicted model, not a curated record. Gene Ontology annotation, molecular function: DNA-binding transcription factor activity; sequence-specific DNA binding. NCBI's taxonomy places the organism in Eukaryota, Ciliophora, Oligohymenophorea, Peniculida, Parameciidae. The transcript has 5 exons.